CUGGGGAGACUGAAAGCAAGAUUGAAAACAUCUGGAAAUAUUUCCUGUAACCUAUCUGGCAGCAAGCUUACUGCCUCACUGCACGCGCAUCAAAAGUCUGAAAAAGAAGCGAAAAAAGUGCAGAUUGUUUUGAGCUCAGAUCUGGUCGAGGGACUGUAUGCAGAAAAUAGAGAAGAAGUCAUUUUCACUUCCUGACAGGCUACAAGAGGUUCAAAUCGGGGUGAGAGUCAUCAGCUUCCUUCAGCAUUUUGAGUGUUACCAUGGAAGAUCCUUGGUGUUGGCUCAAAACCUGACCAACUAGAAGCCAUAAAGACUUUUGCAAAAGUUAAUGAGAAAAUGGCGCUCUUGAGAAGAGUGAACCAGAUUCUGCUGUUGCUGCUCAUUGCAAUGGUCUGCCUCAUCUUCUACAACAAAGUUCACAACAAGGCAUUACGGAAAAAUGUAAAAGCAGGUUUUGCACCUGCCUUUGAAAAUACUACAGGGGAGGAAGAGGAGGAAGAGGAGGAGGAGGAGGAAGAGGUCCCUGUGGUCAUCUGUGCAGCUGAGGGUAGAAUUGGUGCCACCAUAGCUGCCAUCAAUAGCAUCUACAGCAACAGUGAUGGAAAUGUGCUCUUCUAUAUCGUAGCAAUGGCAAACUCUCUCCAGCAUGUCAGAAAGUGGAUUGAGAAUUCCAAACUGAAGAAAAUUAAAUUUAAAGUCAUUGAAUUCAAUCCGAUGGUACUGAGAGGCAAAGUGAGAUCUGACUCCUCAAGGCCUGAGCUCCUGCAGCCUCUGAACUUUGUCCGCUUCUAUCUCCCACUUCUCAUUCUGAAACACGAAAAGGUCAUCUACCUGGAUGAUGAUGUCAUUGUGCAAGGUGAUAUCCAGGACCUGUACGACACUAAGAUUCAGCCGGGCCAUGCUGCAGCCUUUGCGACAGACUGUGAUCUCCCUUCCACUCAUGAAAUGGUGAGAAGUAUUGGGAUGCAGACCACAUACAUGGGUUUCUUGGACUAUAGAAAACAAGCUGUGCGAGACCUUGGAAUCAGUCCCAACACCUGCUCUUUUAAUCCGGGGGUGUUUGUGGCCAAUAUAACCGAGUGGAAACGACAGAAGAUCACAAAGCAGCUGGAAAAAUGGAUGCUCAAGAAUGUCCAGGAUAACCUCUACAGUAGUGCAAUGGCAGGAGGUGUAGCCACACCUCCAAUGUUGCUUGUGUUCCAUCAGAAACACUCCACGAUUAAUCCAAUGUGGCACAUCCGACACCUGGGGUGGAGCCCCGAUGCCCGCUACUCCGAGAACUUCCUCCAGGAAGCUCAACUUCUUCACUGGAACGGCAGAUUCAAGCCUUGGGAUUACCCCUGUGCCCACCAGGAACUCUGGGAAAAAUGGUACAUCCCCGACCCAUCUGGAAGGUUCACGAUCAUGAGGCCUAAUAGCUGACCCUCCUGGCUGAAUGUGGAUGUGAAGGGAAGGAGAGGAGUAGCCGCUAUACCUUUGCAUUUUUGCUUUUUCUUUGUUAAUUUUUUACUUUACAGCAGAGCAGCAGGUAAACAGAAGAGCAGCUGAACUCUUCACGUGUAGACUGUGAACCUCAAAGCAGAUUAUUUGUACACACUUGCUGUAGAUCAAUGUUAGUUCUAUCCAAAAAUUAGGAUCAAGGCUGACUGGGAGCUGACUGUCAUUGGGGUCUGGCAUGGGAUGUGUGGACAUCACGUUUUAGGCUUGCGUGUACCCCAAAAAGCUCAAUGCAAUUUAAACUGCCUCGUCUGUGUGUAUGCAUAGGAAGUGUCUACACUGGGGAACUGCCAGUCAGAAAGCCUGCAGGUUCAGUUCCCACCAGGGAGCAAUGUGGUGACCCUCAGCUUAAAUGUAAAAGUAACUGGAUUUUAAGACACCGGAGCAACAGUCUCAUCUUAAAUACAAGCAUAUUUCAAAAUUAAAGGAUGGUAGUUUAAAUUAAGUUGAACAUAAAAGCAACCUCAACAUUCGAUGAACCGAAAAAUAAAAAUCCCCAAAUUUGAAACCACCUAUAAAAAUCAUACAAGAACCACUGUAUUCAACAUGGGUCAUAAAAGCCUAUAAAUAACUUAUUUUUCCAGGCCUUAUGAAAUUACUUAAAUGCAAUACAGAAUAUCGUACAAUUGUCAGAUUUAGAAUAUAAUAAAAUUCUCACCAGAAACUUGUUGAAAAGCAGUCCGUUGUUGCAGCCAAAUUUAUUACUUAACCAGGGAGUGAAGGAGUUGGAGGUGCAGGGUGUGUAUCGACAUUUGAUGAGCACAUGCUAUAAAAAAUGACCAGCAUCUCAUAAAUGAAAUAUACAAACAGCAAAAAAAAAAAAGUUAAUAGCAGAAUAAACAUGAGAAACAUCAAAGAAAGUGUGCUGUGUCCACCAGGGGUGUCCCAUGGAACUCUGGGCAAAAUAUAUGAGCAGUCGCUGUGGGCCCCUUCCUCUUGAUCCAUGUCUGUCACACAUUCUUUUCAUUCCAUGCUUUGAAGCCCCCCCAAGUGGACCCUGGGUAAUGUUUCCCCCCUAACUAUGAUGCCCAUGGUGUGCACUGGUGGUACAUCAUUCCAGCUCAAUUUCUGAAUGUGCCGCUUGAGCACAGGACCCGUGUGUGUGUGUGUGUGGACCUACACAAGGAAAAUGCCAGGCCAGACACACAGCUGUCUUAAGGAAUUCUAGUGUGGAGGAGCUGCCUUCCUGCCUUCCAUUCAGAAAUUAUCAUCACCUUUGGGAAGCCCUGCAUCACAACAUCCCGAGACAGCGACCCUCCAUUUGUGAAUGGCCACCAACAGCAACAGACAAUAACAGGAUGGCAUCCUCCAACUGCAGUCAGAGGCUUACUGACUCAGCAGCUGCAAAAUGCGGUCACACAAGAUGAACAGAGUAGAAGGCGACUGGAAUUGUCAAUAGAUUUGCCAACGUUUCCAUCAUUGUACUUUUUUGUUUUCCUAUUAUUCUCAUUUGUGUAUUUAAACAAUGAAGUUUGAAAUUUCAGCCCAA
Messenger RNA from Erpetoichthys calabaricus (reedfish), 2986 nucleotides. RefSeq names its product glycosyltransferase 8 domain containing 2 (gene glt8d2). The record is from RefSeq and is a predicted model, not a curated record. NCBI's taxonomy places the organism in Eukaryota, Metazoa, Chordata, Cladistia, Polypteriformes, Polypteridae. Gene Ontology annotation, cellular component: Golgi apparatus. The coding region runs from base 337 to 1422 and encodes 361 amino acids. Gene Ontology annotation, molecular function: glycosyltransferase activity. The transcript has 11 exons.